Molecule: messenger RNA, 5686 nt
Organism: Dinoponera quadriceps
Lineage: Eukaryota; Metazoa; Arthropoda; Insecta; Hymenoptera; Formicidae
Gene: SCAP
Product: sterol regulatory element-binding protein cleavage-activating protein
Exons: 13
Coding region: 494-4495 (1333 amino acids)
Biological process (GO): SREBP signaling pathway
Cellular component (GO): endoplasmic reticulum membrane; Golgi membrane
Molecular function (GO): protein binding; sterol binding
Source: RefSeq, a predicted model, not a curated record
GGCGCACGGGGGCUCGGCGGAGGCACGCUCGUUUAAAAAUAAAUUCAAGCCCGACUGCGUGCGUGAUUCCGCUCGUCGUCGCUUCAAUCCGGCCAGUGCACUCCGAAAUGAAAGGCCGGUCCUGUGCAUACGCCGCCGCUUCCUCGCCGCGCAGUUCGCACGAAUUGAUGACGCGCGACGGACACGUGCGAGCGUAGCGAUUCGCGAGUAAAUACGCGCCGCCCCUCUCCGCUUCUCCGUCUAUUACGCGCAAAAAUGGUCGUACAUAACCUCUGAGUUAGUUCGCUACCUCCUCCUCGGCGUGUUUUGCGUCGAACCAUUGCUGCGCGCACCUCCUCGGGGAAGGUGGUCGCGCGACCCGGGAUUGGCCGUCGAACUUCUUGGACCUCUGGCGAGGAACGUCCUCCACGAUGAAGCGCGACGACUAGGAUGCGCCCAGAUCGAUCGCUGCUACUACUAAUCGAGGGAUGUCACUCGGGCAGACGUAGGUGAAAUGUCUCGCGAUUUGCCAGCGAGAGUGGCGGGGGCCUACUAUGCCCACGGCCUGUUCCUCUCGUCUCAUCCCAUCACCGCGAUCUCGAUCGCGAUUUCGGUUGUUCUGCUAUGUAGUUAUCCCCUCGUCAACCUACCCAUGCCGGGUAAUGCCCCAAAGACGGUGAUAAACAAUACUGUCGUACCAGUUAACGAUACGGAAACUUCGGUAUUGUACGUCCAGCAAGUACUGCUCAGGGUCGGAGUGGUACCAUGGGCCGAGGAUCUUACGCUGAUGGAUGCCUUCAGAGGGCCUCUCUAUGAGGUGUUCAACCUCUUAGAGAUCAUACAGAAUUAUCAACACCCGGACACAUUGAGAACAUUGGGCCAGGUGUGCCUGCACAUCGAAGCAGUGAAGAAGAGAAAUGGGAAGAAGCCGGAGAUUCUACCGGAAUACAACUGUCUUGUGCUGUCACCUGCAAAUCUGUGGCAGCAAAGUAUAGAGUUGUUCUCUCAAGAUACAAAUCUUAUCAAUACAAUAUUUUCUUAUCAGAAUUUUCAGAAGGGUAAGAUAAGUCUCGCGGAGGUGAUGUUCGGCAUGAAUCUGAAGGAAACCGGCGCGAAGAGAUAUCCCAUUCGGAUUCGCCAGCGAAUUCUCCAGUACGCUGUAACGAUAUAUCUAAAGGAGUAUGAUCACGAAUUUAUCAAGGGGCUACAGCAUCGACUGAAGAGCUACUACAAACUCCAUCAGAACGUCGAUAACGUCACGCACGAUGAGGUGCUGAACGUCUUCUAUCCCGGGGAGUUCAACUACAGCGAGUUCUUCCCGUUGGCGAUGGCGUUGCUCGCGAUAUUUUUCUACAUGUACUACUCAGUGCGGAAGAUAGAAAUGGUCAAGUCGAAAAUCGGCAUCGCGUUCAGUGCCAGCAUGACGGUGAUGGGCUCCGUGUCCAUGACCAUGGGUGUGUGCUUCUUCUUCGGUCUGACUUUCAGCAUGAGCUUCAAAGAAGUGUUUCCGUACUUGGUGAUACUCGGUCUCGAGAACGUCGUGGUGUUCACGACGAAGGUGAUCAGCGCGCCCGCCCACUUCGACGUGAAGAUACACUUCGCGCAGGGUCUGGCGAAAGAGGGCUGGGGCAUCACGAAGAUGCUGCUGAUACAGGUGACGAUCAUGACCAUCGGACUGUUCACCUUCGUGCCGGUCAUACAGAAAUUCUGCAUAUCCGCCUUGGUCGGACUGAUGAGCGACAUCUUCUUGCAAUUGGUAUUCUACUCCACGGUCUUGGCGAUUGACAUUCGACGGAGCGAGUUGUCCAGCGAGAACCCGGCCAAGUUUCACCUGUCGUACAUACCGCGCCGGCAACAGUUCACCACCACCAUCACCAGUAGGAAGCCUCACAUAUUCCGCUCCAAGUCUCACCCCAAGUUGAACGGCUUGUACACCGGCCCGACGAACGUAAUCGCCCCUAACACGCAAAACACCCACGCAACGAGCAAGAUCCCGAAGCGGCUGAAACUGGUGAAUUUCUGGGCGCGCACGCGUUUCUUCCAACGUAUGUUCAUGAUGUUGAUGGUCGUGUGGAUCAGCGAGAUCUUCUACGAAUCCGGCAUCGUCGAGGACUUGAUGCAUCUGAGCGAUACGGUGAAGCAAGAAAGCGACAUAGGGGUGGGAUACACGAUAGACAGGCCUCAGUCGUUGAGCAAUUACGUCGAAUUGAACACUGUCAUCUCCGUGCCGCCCGCGACGAUCGACCGCUUGAACGAGCAGGACUUGACUAAUAACGCCACCGAAGAACUGAACAAACUGAAACCCGUCAACUUUCCACCGUGGAAUCGCUUGUCGCCGUAUCAUUGGUCUUCGAUCCUCGCGAUGUACAACGUCUCGAUCGCCGGCGGACGAGUGACGAUACUCCCGACGAUCAAACUGUCGCACGCGAUGAACCCGCAGUUCGUGAAGCAGAUCAGCAACCCGAGUGACGUUCAACACUUCCAGUGGCAGAGUCUCGCCACAGCCGCGCUUGACCCUCUGGACUUCUCCGAUAUGGAGCUGCCGUCCAGAUCGGAGACGCGUAUAUUUAAUACGGACGCCCCUUUCGUACCGUCGAGCCCGAUGGAGAUAUUUUUGGCCGCUCUGCUGUGCUUUAUUAGCGUCAUCGUCGUCGCCUACACGAUGGUCGUGCUUUACCGUUGCGUCUGCUCCCGAAAUUACGCCGAAUGGCGCACCAGCUGGCACAAGCAGGACAAAACGCAGGACUCCGUCACUCAGCUGGUGCUGGAAGCGAUGCCCUUGGUUCUGGAAGGGCAUACGCAGGAGGUGGAGUGCAUAGCGACCGACGGUAACACCGUAGCCAGCGCGUGUCUAGCGGGUCACAUCAAAGUGUGGGACUCGACGUCGGGCGAGCAACUGGCGCACAUCGACAGGCGGCAAUUCUUCAGCAGCCCUCGGAAGAUCCCGAGCCGCACCCCGCCAGACGCGGACGAGCUGAUGUCGGACUACGAGAGCGGCUCCCCGCCUUCCAGGGGGGAGAUGGAAGCGGCGAAUUCGAUGGUAGGCUUUUACUCGCCGGCGGUGUAUCAGCGUAAGUUGUCACCCGCUUACAACGUGCAGCCGGUUAACAACAACCAUCACCAUCACCACCAGCAGCAGCAGCAGCAGCUCCACCACCACCACCACUACCAUCACAAGAGACGAUCCGUCGGCAACACUUCGGAUUACGAGUAUCAGAUCAACGAAGUCAACAAGCAGAGCUGGCUGCGCCGAAGCUUAGACAGCACCUACGAUAUCCCCGACCUGAAGUCGACGGUCAACAUCAGGUUUUCGUCGGUGAAGUUCACGCCCGCCCAGCAGAAUUACGAUCAAGGCUUCGACUUUGGGGAACGGUACAGAGGCCUAUUGGAGAGGCACAACAGGUCGCUCGAAGAAAUGCAGAUGUCCCGCACCAGGGAACAGCCGAGCAUGCCUCAAGCCAGACUCAACAGGAACGGCCUGGUCGACAGCGCGUCCUCCUCCAUAAGCACCGAGCAAACGACGCAAGUGUCGCACGCCACAUCCGUGAUUUGGUGUAUGGACUAUCAGGAAAACCUCAUUGUGGCGGGCUGCGCUAAUGGCAGCCUCGAGUUCUGGGAGGGCACGACUGGUAGAUUCAAGUGUAUCUUCGACGACGGAUCGGAACUGGGGAUUACUGCUGUCAAGCUGGUCGGCAGCAGAGUAGUGGCAGCCAAACUGAACGGCGCUGUCGACUUUCUGCAGCUUGAGAGUUAUAGCGAAGGCCAGCAGAUCGAUUGGGGUUUCACGUCUUACAGGAGAACUCAUGUGCGAACGGGCAGCGCCGGUUCGCCCAUGGACCUAAAUAGUAUGCAGACGGAGGAAGAUCUGCGCUGCAUGAAAAUUUGCAUGCAGAGAGCGCAUCAGCAAGUGAUCACCGUUCUGGACUGCGACCACGAACACGUUAUAACGGGUAGCCAGGAUCACACCUUGAAAGUACAUAGUUUAGAGGAUCAGCGGCUUAAGUACACUUUCCACGGGCAUUCGGGCCCAAUAUCGUGCCUAUUCAUCGACAGAAUAAAUUCCUCGACAUUCGGCAGUGGAUCUCAGAACGGAGUGUUGUGCGUUUGGGAUCUCAAUGGGACAGGUACAUGCGUGUAUAGUAUUCAAGCCCAUGAUGGUGCUAUAGCUGCUGUCACAUGUUCCGUGUCGUAUGUGAUAAGUAUCGGAACGGACGAGAGAUUGUGCGUCUGGGAACGUUUUCAGGGCCACUUGCUGCACACUCUGCCGGCACACAGAGCGGCUUACAGCUUGCAACUGGUAAUGCUGACUCAUCAUCUUCUUAUAACUAGCAAUCAGGGAUCACUAGUGGUCUGGGACGUGAGGACGGGCGAGCCCGUGCGGGAAGUGAGAUUGGGUCAUAAAGACAGUUGCAUUUUCGUGAAGCAGAUGCUGGCGCUGAGGGACAGCGUCGUUUGCGACUUCGGUCGGCAGUUGAGAAUAGUCAGAUUUCCACUGGUCUCCGAUAAGAUGGACUAAGUUCUUCGAAUGCACAUGUACAUAGUCGUUUCUCUUUGUCUAAUAUUAUCAGUCGAGAGAGAGAGAGAGGGGGGCGUUUUCCUUUUUUUUUCUCUUUUUUAGUCUACGCCUUAGAAAUGUAGAUUUUUAUACGACUAUAUUUCACAUUCUUCGAAGAGUGAUGCAUAUUUUCGACGUAAGCUCGUGUCUCCGACCAUGUUACGGCCAUUUUAGAACUUACGACUUCGUGAAACCGAUACAUGGGAAUACAUUUUUUUUACCCGACGCGACAUACUGCAAUCACGGUUUUCGACUUUUAUUAACAAAUCGUCAACGUCAACAGCACGAACUGAGAGGAUUCAACAGGUUUGCAGUUGUAAAUAUGUCCCUCAUAAUUUUGCCUUUUUUACACUGAUGAAACCAUAAGAAGAAAAAGAAAAUGACCUAAAAUUUCGAGCACACUGAGCACACUGGAACAAUUGUGUAAUUUCUCUUCGUUUAUUACGUUAACACAUUUAGUGGCUGUGCUUUAUCUUGGAAUGUCUAGCUUCUUUUUUUUGUUAGAUAAUGUAAAGACGCUCUUUUAUUUAAGCACCCUUUUUUUUAUGACAAGUAACAUGAUAACGUACAAUGCAUUUGUUAAAACGGUGCUUUCUAACGUGUAGGGCAAUCUAACUUUUGCACGAAUAAACGAAAUCUGAGAUUUCUUAUGACAAAUAUUCGGCAAUGAUACGACUUAUUACAUUAAAUUGUAUCUACAUCAGAUAGUUAUAAGUUUUUGCGCGACGAAAUUGGCCCUAAAGUUUUGUAUCUAGUAAAUGGGCGUUGUUGAUUACGAGAUUAUAGAAGUUCGUGCAAUAGUCAUAGAAACUAUAGUCAUAGAAAUUAUAAUCACAGAGGUCAUAGAAAAUCUGUUUCUCACUGCUGUGCUGAAAUCAUUAGAUCUUUUGACGCAUAGUUCGUUUAUUGAAACAUUGUUUUUUUGAUGUGCUUUCAUCCGUGAGUAAACGUUAUUUCUUAAAUGAAAUGAGAAAUGACCGACGUGAUACACGUUAGAUUUUGAAAGUGCCUUUAUCGUAUCCGUCACUUCCAUUUUCAUAGCGAAAAAACGGGUGGUGUAAUAAAUGUGAGCGAUCAAUGACAAAAAGAGGUCGAAAGAACUUUGUUCCUCACUGUACGGUAUAUAUUUAAGUAAAUCUAAUUUGAAAGAAA